UCCGUCUCUCUCUCUCUCUCUCUCGAAGCUUCAAGUCGACUUUCUAUGGCAUCAUCAAUGUCCUCUUCUUGCUGCGUUUCAUCUCUUCGUCUAAUCCCAUUCAAACGAACCUUCUUCUCUUCCAUUCACCCUCCUCCCAAAACCCUAAUCUUCCGACCAAUUCCCUCAAUUCUCCGAACGAUCAUCACUUUCCAGAAAAUCCCAACCGGAAUCGUCUCUUCAUCAUCAUCUCCGUCGAACUCAAUCAACCUCCAACCAAUCGAAGAGCUUCCUCCAAACCUACAAGACAUCGUGAAGCUAUUCCAAUCGGUACAAGAGCCCAAGGCCAAGUACGAGCAGCUCCUCUUCUACGGGAAGAAUCUAAAACCCUUAGAAUCCAAAUUCAAGACGAGGGAGAAUAAAGUAGAAGGAUGCGUUUCUCAGGUCUGGGUUAGGGCUUUCUUCGACGAGGAGCGUAACGUCGUCUACGAAGCUGAUUCUGAUUCGGUUCUCACUAAAGGCUUAGCUGCUUUAUUAGUUAAGGGUUUAUCCGGGAGACCUGUGAGGGAGAUUCUGAGGGUGACGCCUGAUUUCGCGGUUCUGCUUGGUUUGCAGCAGAGUCUGACUCCUUCGAGGAACAAUGGGUUUUUGAAUAUGCUUAAGUUGAUGCAGAAGAAGGCUCUGAAUCUUGAAGUGAAAGCAGAGGAGGAGGGUAAUACUAGUUCAGAAUCAAGAAUUGAGGAAGCAAGUGUUGUUGUUGAGGUGGGAGAUUCGGAGUCAAAGCCUAGUGUAGUAGUUGAGGUUGAAGAGUCUGAUAGUGUGUCAAAGGUUGUUGAUUUAGGGAGUAGAGGGAUGAGGAUAAGGGAGAAGUUGGAGAAGGAGUUGAGUCCUGUUGAGUUAGAAGUUGAGGAUGUUUCUUACCAGCAUGCAGGGCAUGCGGGUGUUAGAGGUAGUAGUGAUGGUGAUGAUGGGGAGACGCAUUUUAAUUUGCGUGUUGUUUCGGAGGCUUUUCAAGGUAAGAGUUUGGUCAAGAGGCAUAGGAUGGUGUAUGACUUGUUGCAAGAGGAGUUGCAGGGUGGGUUACAUGCUUUAUCUAUUGUGGCUAAGACUCCUGCUGAGGUUUGAGAGUGUUGCAGUGGAAGGAGAGACUGUUUCAGAUUUGUGUUCUUCUUUUACUCCAUUUGCUUUGGGUUUUGUUCUUUGGGACUUUUAAUAAUGUUUGACGCUUUGAGAGCUUGAUCAGGAUCGUGUUAUAUAUAGUUUCUAAAUGAGGGGUAUUGCUUGUACCUAAAGGAAUUGAUCAUAUAUAUAAUGUUUUCACUUCAUGUUUCCCC
Molecule: messenger RNA, 1313 nt
Organism: Eruca vesicaria subsp. sativa (arugula)
Lineage: Eukaryota; Viridiplantae; Streptophyta; Magnoliopsida; Brassicales; Brassicaceae
Source: the annotation of a GenBank genome assembly